AUAUUCACAGAAUACGGGCGAGUAAAAUACUUAAAUACAUAUAUAGGAAAACUGAAUUAUUCUUCAUGGUUGCUCAGAACUAAGGAUGAGAUAUCCACAGGGGAUAGCAGUGGAAUAUUAGGGAGCUGGGGAUGAGGCGUUUCAGAAGUCGAUAUCUUCUCAGGUUGAUCAGCAUCAACAACAGUGCCUUAAAAUCUUCCGAAGUAUAAGCUCCCUAAUGCCCUCAAACGAGUGACUGAUCUUCUGCUUCAGAAGAAGUAAAAGAGAAACUUAUUAUAGCUGCCAAACUGCAGUUGCAACAAUCAUGAUGAACAGCAAGUGGGUAAUGUGGUUUUUGUCUUCACAUUCCUGAGCUUUUGUUUCCUUUACCAUAACAGGCUUCUGAAAGGUCUGCCAAUCAUCUCUUCUGCAUGCGUCACUUGGUUCAGUGGACUCUGAGGGAGAUGUUUCGAGUCACUGAUGCAGGCGAAUGCUGCUCAGUUCCGGCUUUCAGCAACUGUAUCUACAAGUGGGAAGAAGAACCCUGUACUCUUCUCGUUACUCGAUGGCAGAGAAUGUCCGUAGGCCACCUCUCUCGGUUGCCAUCCUCCUGCUUUUUCUUGUUGGCAUCUCUGGUUUCAUUCAGACAUCAGAUGGCGUCACUCUCACAGGUCCCAUCAAGACCGUUGUUGUGCUCGUCAUGGAGAACAGAUCCUUCGACCACAUUCUCGGCUGGAUGAAGGCCACUAACCCGAACAUAGAUGGAGUUACAGGCAAGGAAUGCAAUCCGAAAUCGACGCUGCACCCGGAUACUGAUUUUAUCUGCUUCACAGAUGGUGCUGAAUAUGUUGAUCCGAAUCCCGGGCACGAUUUCGAAGCGGUCACUGAACAACUGUUUGGCUCUGUCAACGCGACCGGAGCGAAUUCAGUCCCUCCGAUGAAUGGUUUUGUUCAGCAGGCUCUUGGGGUCAGUUCGGACCUGCCGGGGAAAGUAAUGCAGGGUUUCAGGCCGGAAUCAAUACCGGUUUACAAGACGUUGGUAGAAGAAUUCGCUGUCUUCAAUCGGUGGUUCUCCUCUCUUCCAGGUCCAACACAACCGAACCGCCUAUUCAUCUACUCUGCAACCUCGCAUGGCGCAACCGGUCAUCUCCCUAGGCAGUUAGCUGGAGGGUAUCCGCAGAAGACAAUCUUUGAUUCAGUCCAUGAAUCUGGAUUGAGCUUUGGGGUCUACUUCCAAAGUAUUCCUACAACUUUGUUCCUUAAGAAUAUGAGAAAAUUGAAGUACAUAUCAAACUUUCAUUUCUAUGAUUUAAAGUUCAAGAGAGAUGCAAGAAAUGGGAAGUUGCCUAACUUGUGUCUGAUUGAGCCUAGAUACUAUGAUUUGAAAAUAAUUGAAGCAAAUGAUGAUCACCCAUCACAUGAUGUAUCGAAUGGGCAGAGACUCGUAAAGGAGGUGUACGAAACCUUGAGGUCCAGCCCUCAGUGGAACGAAACUUUGUUGAUUAUCACAUAUGAUGAACAUGGAGGAUUUUUUGAUCAUGUUCCAACCCCUGCACAAAAUGUGCCAAAUCCUGAUGGAAAUACUGGUCCUGCUCCAUAUUUUUUCAAGUUUGAUAGGUUGGGAGUUCGAGUUCCAACAAUAAUGGUGUCUCCGUGGAUCAAAAAAGGGACAGUGAUCGGCAGGCCACAAGGACCCACUCCAAGUUCUGAGUAUGAACAUUCGUCUAUACCAGCAACUAUCAAGAAGUUGUUCAACCUAAACUCCAACUUUUUGACCCACAGAGAUGCAUGGGCAGGAACUUUUGAGCAAAUUGUAGGGGACUUACAGGCACCAAGAACAGACUGCCCAGUGGUUCUGCCUUCUGUAUCAAAGAAACUAAGAACUACAGCAGCUAAAGAAGACACAAAUUUGUCAGAGUUUCAAACCGAGUUAGUUCACCUUGCAGCAGUCCUGAAUGGUGAUCAAGUUUUAAGCAGCUUUCCAGAUGAAACAAGCAGGAGAAUGAGUGUAAAAGAUGGAGAUGAGUAUGUGAGCGGUGCUGUCUCAAGAUUCAUGGAAGCUAGUAAAGAAGCCAAGAAGCUGGGAGCAGAUGAGUCUGCCAUUGUUGACAUGAGAUCAUCACUAACAACCAGAAAGAAGCUGCCUUGAGUUGCAUUAGUGAACGGAUGUAGAAAAACUAUACAACGAAAAUAUGACUUAGCAAAGUCAGUUUAUGGUGUAUCCAAAUGUCUUGAAGUUCUUGAAGAUGUGAAAAAUCAAUUGGUGAAGAAGAAAUGUAAUUUAGUAUUCGUUCAUACUAACAAAUUGACGGC
Messenger RNA from Nymphaea colorata (pocket water lily), 2292 nucleotides. RefSeq names its product non-specific phospholipase C6-like. The record is from RefSeq and is a predicted model, not a curated record. The transcript is spliced from 4 exons. Bases 470 to 2128 code for a protein of 552 amino acids. Gene Ontology annotation, molecular function: hydrolase activity, acting on ester bonds. Gene Ontology annotation, biological process: phospholipid catabolic process. Lineage: Eukaryota; Viridiplantae; Streptophyta; Magnoliopsida; Nymphaeales; Nymphaeaceae.